AUUCGCUAGGCUUUGGUGGGCCAUACGCGAUCGCGCGCGUUUCAAAAAACCUACUCCUCGCGCGGGAAAAUUAAGUUUUAUGAGGGAGAACGACGUUUUUUUUCGGUGGGAAAAUUAAUAUUUUUUUACGAUCUGAAUAUUGUAAUAAUUCGAGAGAAAGAUGGAAAAUUUCUAAGAUAAUUUCGCGGUUUUUUUGAAUAAUAUGCUUUUAUGAUUAUCCUCGAACCUUGAACGUUCAAUAAUGUUGAACAGUUUGGUUUGCAGCAAAGAUUUUGAUUUUGUUCUGUCACAAGUCUAACACCCAAAUGAAUUUUUAAUUCAUGAUUUUGAUGAUUUCGCAAAGUUUUCGUGAGGAAUUGUAAAAAAAUCUUCAAAUGUUUCUAGUCAGCGAGUUGAGGGCAAUCGAUCAGUUUCUCAGUGAAUUUAUGUUGAAAGGAAGAAACUUAGAACGAGAAUUACCCCGGAGUGAGUUUCGAUUGCUUGUUCUGUGAAAUGAACCCCCAGUUGGAAGUUUAGUAAUUUGAGAAAAGUGGUAGUGAAACUAGUGAAUGUAGUGGGCUUAGUUGAAAUAUGUUCAUUUCGAUCACGGAGAAUAGCGAUUCAGUGUACAUCGGACCAAGGAGGAAGAAAGAUUCGAUGCUGUUUGUAACAGUCGAGCAUUAAUAGCGUUGGAUUCUCGGAGAUACGAGUAGAACAGAACCUUGUAUAAGUUCGAUUACAUCUUUAGGUCUUAAGUUUUAAAAAUUGGAUUACAAGAAAUGCCCACCACCAAGAUGACGACUCGGUGGAAACAGAAAGCGCCAAUCAUCUGCCUCGUGGUUAUUGUUCUAGUUUUGGGCCUUAUUGUUUUUGCCUUAAGUAGCAUAAUUUUGGCAACGAGUAGUCCAAGUCAUAGUUUAGAAAUAAGCGAAGAACGUGCUUCCCAGAAAAAUAACUUAGGAGGGUUCGUAAGCCCUGACAGCCUGACACCGAGUCAAAUGGAAUAUCCAAACAAUGAUAUAAACAACAAUUCCAUUGAGGAAGAGUAUCUUCGAGAGGAAUAUAUCAGGCCGAAAAAGUUCCAUAACUUAUCGUUACAUACAAUCGAUUUAUUGUAUGAAUCGAAGAAGAAUGACUCGGUAUCAGUCAAUUAUCCUCAAAUCCAACAAAUCACCGGGAAUUUCCGAAAUCGAUCGAGUCGUAUUUGGGAUCCUCAUCCUGAGUAUAUGAUCGAAGCAUUUGGAAAGCGAAUGCACCUAAUCUUGUAUCAAGAUGCUGCAUUUACCCCCAACCAGCUCCAGGUCACACAUGUAUGGUGGAAUCGUACAGAGAAACAUGAAGAUGAUCAUCGUGAUCAUGUCCAGUUGCAUGGAUGCUACUAUAAAGGUCAGGUGAUUGGUGAUGAUAAGUCUGCUGUCUCGGUGUCCUUGUGUAAUGGAAUGAGUGGCCACAUACGGACGACAGAUGGAUCAUUUUUCAUUGAACCCGUUGAGAAUUACACCAACGAAGAUUCAGAUAUCUUGCACAAGAUCCGACGGGAGCCAAAAAAGAGUAAGGUUGCUGGCACCGCAGAUGGUGUUAAUAAUAAACUAUCUGGAAGUGGUUGCCCAAUUGAGGAGCAUAUGAAAGAAACAGGUACAAGUACGGAAAGUACGGAUAACAAUGAAAUCGAUGGCGGUAUGGACAUUUCCACGGAUGAAAGAUACCAUGACCAUCAUACGCGUCGAAAGAGAGAUAUCUAUAACGAGCACCCGUUCACGUUGGAGGUACUGAUUGCCGUCGAUCGGAAAAUGCAAGAAUUCCAUGGGAAAGAAAUCAAAUCGUAUAUUUUAACAUUAAUGCAAAUUGUUUCGAAUAUUUAUUCGGACGCAAGUAUUGGAAAUUCAAUAAACGUAGCUGUUAUUAACAUAAUGUUGCUUAAGGACGACCUCAGUAUUCAAUAUAUUGACAAAGGUGUUUAUGCUGCCCAUUUAUUAAAACGUUUCUGCUCAUUCAUGCAGCGACGACCUGAACAUUACGACACUGCAAUUUUACUAACUAGAGAACAAAUCUGCCGAAAUACAACCGAAACAAAAUGUGAUACUUUAGGCUUGGCUGAAUUGGGAACAAUGUGCAAACGACAUUCCUGUUCGAUUGUACAAGACAAUGGAUUACCAGCCGCCUUUACAAUAGCCCACGAACUUGGACACAUAUUGAACAUGCCACACGAUGACGACUCGAAAUGUGACAAUUUUCGAAAGAAAGGCAAGCGAAUGCUGAACAUAAUGUCCAGUACUAUGGGCGAUGAUAUACAUCCUUGGUCAUGGUCAGAUUGCUCAAGACAUUAUGUCACCGAAUUUUUAGAAAAAGAUGAAAUCGAUUGUAUGAAAGAUACACCACAACAUCCUAUAAAAAGUCGAAAUAAGAAGCUGCCCGGUGAGAUGUAUACAUUAAAUGAACAAUGCGAAUUGAUACACGGGAGUGGUUCACAGUAUUGUGAGCUUUAUCUAGCGAAUGAGAUUUUCUUUCAGAAAGAGUGCGGACGCCUUUGGUGUUUUGAAAAAGAUAGUCAAAAUAACUGCCGAUCCAGUAAUUUACCAUGGGCCGAUGGUACACCUUGUGAUGGUGACAGACGUUGGUGCCAGAAAGGAGUUUGUGUAGACAAAUCUGCGAAUAUUAGUAAAAUAAACGGAGGAUGGGGAAAAUGGAGUCCAUUCAGUCAAUGUAGCCGAACAUGUGGAGGUGGUAUACAGGAAUCACAACGUGAAUGUAAUAAUCCUGUUCCGGCAAAUGGUGGAAAAUAUUGUGUUGGAAUACGUAGAAGAUAUCAAUCAUGUAAUGUGCAAGAUUGUUCAAUUGACGAACCUGAUUUCAGGGAGCAACAGUGCUCUGAAUUAAAUGGAAACAAUUUUGGUAUACGUGGAAUAGAUAGGAAUGUGAAAUGGGUGCCUAAAUAUGGAAUUUCACCAAGGGAUGAGUGUAAGCUGUUUUGCCGAGUUGAGAAGUCAUCAAACUAUUUUCAGUUAGCUGAUAAGGUUCGUGAUGGAACCACUUGUACCUUCGAUAGCUUUAAUAAAUGUGUCAAUGGAAUUUGUCGGCCCGCAGGAUGUGAUAAUGAAUUGAAUUCAACAACACAACUUGACAGGUGUGGUGUAUGCCAAGGAAAUAACGAUACAUGUAACGAGGUAACAGGAAACAUUUACAGAUCGCAUAUUGAAUCGGGAAGCGAUACCACAAAGAAACCAUUCCAUUUUAAUAUACUCACAAUUCCAAAAGGAUCAGCUAACAUUGACAUUCGACAAGUUGGCGCACCACUUUCAAAUUAUAUAGUAUUACUGGAUGAUCAAGGAGAGUAUCUUCUAAACGGCCAUAAUGUCAUAAAUACCUACAAAAAAACCUUCCCGUACGCCGGAGUGACCUUUGAAUACAGUGGCGCCAACAGCACUGUCGAACGUGUUAAUACAACUUAUUCGAGAAUACUCAAAAAGGAUCUUAAAGUCGAACUACUGUCACUGCCACCAGAGCAAGACAAUGGUGAUGAAAUUCUUCUGACGUACACUUACACAACGCCAAUAGUGAAUGCGGAGAGACACCACCAUGCAAGGCAUCAUCAUGACAUUUACUAUCCAAAGCCAGAAGUCUAUCAGUGGAAGUUACCCGAAUGGGGUCCUUGCAGUGCACUUUGUCAGGGAAGCAAGCAUAGGACACCGGUUUGCGUUAAAGUUGAUGCAUCGCAGCAAGUGUCAUCAAGUUACUGUGAAUCAAGUAAAAAGCCAGUUGGAGCCUUGGAUAUGGCGUGCAAUGAGGAUUGUGAACUCAUACGAAAUAUCACAAGCGUCUCGAAAUGUUCAGCAUCUUGCGGUAUGACCGGAAUGCGAAGUAUCAAAUAUAACUGCAUAAAAAGAUAUAUCACCAAUAAUACAUCAAUCAUGGUGGAUAUUUCAUAUUGUCACGAAUCAAUAUCACGUUCUGAUUAUGAAGAAUGUACAGGAUCCUGUGCAAUAUGGAGCUUUACGGAAUGGUCCCAGUGUACUCAAACCUGCGGAACGGGUCAACAAACUCGCUCAUUAAUUUGUCUAUCACAUCCCAAUGGCAUCGAAGUAGAUAAAUCAGAAUGCUCACAUCUGCGUGAACCAAACGAUCACAAAAUUCAACCAUGUAAUCGAGAACCGUGUCCAUCUUGGGCAUAUGGAGAACAAACACCGUGCUCAGUCACGUGUGGAAUUGGCCAACGCACAACUGCUAUUUUUUGUAUGCAAAAUAAUCAAAUUGUAGAUAAGCAUAUGUGUGCUGGUUAUCCAAUGCUUAAACCACUCAAAACAAAUUGUACCAUGCCACCAUGCCAAGAGCAGAGUUUCACACACCGAGUUAGAGGCCACAAGGAAAGACGGUAUCACUACACGGAUGUGAUGAAUUCUCCGGGCUACACACCAAUGGGAGGAGGCCACUCUUGGCGAACGGGUGAAUGGAGUGGGUGCAACGACAAGUGUGUGAAAACCCGAUCGGUAUACUGCCAUGAUAACAAUCCAUAUAAUUGUCGACCGGAUCUGAGACCAAAAGAUACUGAAAAAUGCUGUUUUUUUAAAUACUUUCCGAGCUGGUCUCCCUGUUCAGUUGCAUGCGGCAAUGGGAUCAGGACGCGUCAGUUUCAUUGUCACCGAGUCUACAAAUCGCAGAGACCUGAUCGUACCCUAAAUCGUGAAAAGGUUGAUGACUCCUACUGUCGCGAGCAAGGUAUACGCAAAAAGGUACCUAAACGGCCGCAGAAAACCUGCAAGAAGACAUGCAAAUGGGAACCUGGCAAAUGGAACCCGUGUCCGAAUAAGUGCAGCGGCGAAUUUACAACGCGAACAGUUCAGUGUAAGACGGCGAAAGGUCGAACCAUAUCAAACGAAUACUGUGAUAUCAAUAAUAAGCCAGCCGAUCGGCAAAGAUGUCCGUGUCGGAAAGAAACUAAUUGUAGCUGCCUAGGAUGGAAACGAAUCACAAUCCCUUGCACAAGCGAAUCCCGAUCCUGUCGUCGCGGUUGGGAGACAAAACGAGAAAAAUGCAAACCUCCAGUAGAGUGUCCACUUUCCUGUAAACAUGUGAAGAGAUAUCAAAACGCCCACAAAGAUGGCGACUAUAUCAUGUUCAUCAAUCGAAAACCUGUGCACAUCUACUGUCACAAUAUGAAUACGUCUAGUCCUGAAGAAUAUUUAACUUUGCGCGAGCAAGAUCAGGAGAACUUCUCCCUGUACUACAAUAAACGAACGAUCGAUCUAUCAAAAUGUCCCACCAAUUCUCGGGAUAAUGAAUUUGUUGAUGAAACUAUCAGGCAUGGGCGAACGCAAUUUGAAAAAAUUAAAAUUAAUAUUCAUUCAUUAGAAGUGGAUACGGAAAAUUAUAGAUUUGCCAGAACCCAUGGCAAUCCACAGCCUUUUGGCUCAGCGGGUGAUUGCUAUAAUACGAAUGGUCAAUGUCCGCAAGGAUACUUUUCGAUUAAUUUGAAAAAUACUGGAUUCAGGAUACGACCGACAACGAAAUGGGAUACAUCUGGAGAUCAUAGCAGAGUUAUGUUUGCUGAAGAGCUCCAUUUUCCAUACACAUCAGUAUCUGCUCAUUGUGGUGGCUAUUGUGGUACUUGUUCUGUCUCGAAAAAAACAGGUCUAUUUUUGGAAACAAUGUAAAAAUACAAUAGUAACAACAAUAGAAUAAAACCAAAAUAACUAUAAAUUGCAUAUUUAUUUUGCAAUAAAAUAAGAAUUUGUUUUUAAGAUUUAAGAAUAUUGUACUUUCAACUUGUCUCUCUCUAUCUUUGAGAAAGAUCGUGAAACGAAUUUGAAACUAAUUUAAAGCAACAGAGAAUGGAAGUAGAAAAAUAGGGAAGUGCAUUAAAUUUGAGUGUCCUGGGAAAUUUUUUUGUAGAUGAAAUAUUAAGAUAAAACCUCCAAAUGUGGUUUAUACAAUCAUGAAAUUUACAAUUUCUAAAAAAGCAUCCUAAAUAUUCUCAAACAAGGUCGAAGCUGACAUUUUGGGGGAAAUAUUCAGAAUCGAUGGCGCAACAGUUUGAAACUUGUUGGAGCACUUCGUUCAAGACCGUAACGGUACAUUAGGAGACAAUGUGGUCAGCAUUGCGUCCAUCCGUGUUUAUUACCUCAGGUACUCAUUCAAAGCGGAGUCGAUACGUAUCUGUCAUAAUACAAAUCCCUCUGCCACCCUGUCCCCUCCUCAACCCUCUCUCUCAGCAGCCUAGUGCGUAAUCACUAAGCCAUCCGGGCACCUUGACAAUUUCAGAUGAUUGAGGAAUAUCUCAGCUGACAGUCACUUGUUUAGUUGAAUUUCGACACAAAAUAUUGAAUAACAAAGUCUGUACCGUAGGCUAAAGGAAUGUGAUCCAGCUUAAGCGACACAGACUAUGAACGGUGCAGAAUCGUUCGGGUGGACGGGGCUGAAAUUUUUGGUAGGUGGUAUGGAGUUCAGUAACUUCAAAUUAGAAAACUCUUCUAAGAUGUGGAAUUUGCAACACUAAGGAUUAUCCAAAAGCAAAUCCUGUUGAUCUGGGUUAUUGUUGAAAAUAUCGAAGGAAGUCAAAGAAGUUCAGUGAAAUAUAUUAUAAUUUGAGUUCUCACCAAAAAUCAGUCACUGUUGCUGUGACAUUUGACAGUCAACUACUAAUCUUCAUUGGUUUCUAUCUGAACUUCACCACCAUUAAACCAUUCCAUUCGAACAAACAAUUCAAAUUUAAUGCACUUCCACUAAUAGUAAAGAGUUAAAUAAAAUGAAAAACAAAAACUAACUAAAAAGAUAUUUGUAAGAAACAUUUAGUCUUUAGUUUUUAGUUGAAUCAAUAAUAAAUUGAUAUAAAAUUGAAACUAUUUCAAGGGCUGCUCAUGUUAAGUUAUGAUAACUUUGAAAUUGCCAUAUUUUUUUCGAAAAAAUAAAAACCGAACAGUCAAAUCAAUCGCCAUUCGUAAUAACCACCGAUAUUGAUAAUUUCAAUAAUUUUAAGAUUAUUUUACAUGAAUUUAUAACAGUUGAACGAAUUUAUUACAUUUUUUGUGUAGAUAAUAAGGAAAUUUUCAAUGCAAUUUUGAUGAAAGUGGAGGAAAUAUAAACAAUAAAAUACGUAAUCGAUCCAUUGUUGAAUGAUCAUUUUACUUCGAAAUAUCUUUUUAUGAAUAAGAUUUUCUAGAAAAAAAUUUCGACAAAACAAAACGACCCAAAUUAUUCUACAAAUUUGUACAUCGAAUCAAAAACUAGCGAGUAAAAAACUUUUUGAACGAAAUUCUUUACCAAUCGAACCACUAAAUACUUAAAAUUCAAAGAUUAUCUAGCUUAUAAUCUUCGGCUGAGUCCUUUGCCGCUGUUUUCCGACAAAUUGGGUGAUAAGGACAAAAUUGGUUUCAAUAUACAUAUUUCGUGCCAAACAUUUAAUUAUAAAAUUUCUUUAAUUCCUUAAUGCAUCUUGCUUUUAGCAUUAAUAAAUAUAAAUUUAAUCAAUUAAUUAAAUAAUAAAUAUAGGAAAAAUGGGGCAAACAAUAGGAGAAUGACGAGAAUUAGAUAUUUUUGGAAAGUUGAAAAAAUUACACAUCAAAAUUUUCGUCUUCUAAAUUAUUAUUUUUGCAUAAAUUUUCGACAAUUUUAUUAAUUUUAAUUUUAUUUAAUUUUAUAAUUUAAUCGAAGAAUUAACUUUAUUUUUGAGUUUAUUAUUUUUUCUAUUCGGUUUUCGAUUCGUAGUAUUAAUAAAAUUUAGUACAAAUCACGUUAUAUAAUAAUAAUUAUUGGUGGCCCAACAAUCCAAAUGUCUAGAUCUAGACCUUAAAGCGUAUUAAGGCAGCUUAUUUAAAAACCGUAACAGUACACUAGGACGCAAUGGGGUCAGUAUGGUUCAAGAUUAUUAUCCUGAUUUGAUUCAGGUACUCAUUCACAGCUGAAUUAACUAGUAUUCGGCAUCCAGUCCCAAUACAAAAUCCGCUGCCACCAGUGAGAUUUAAACCGCAGCUUUACAUUCCGCUAGCUUAGUGCUCUAACCACUAAGCCAUCCGGACAAAUAUCUCAUUCAAAAUUCAUUCCCCGUACAGAUUUUCAAAGAAAAUUCUCUAAUUUUGACAGAAAAAUAUUUAAAAAAAAUAUUUCGAAGUUUCAACAACCACUCAUUUGACUGGAAAAUAUAUUUCCUCAAAAUAUCACAAUUGAUUUUUGGAUAUCCAACUAUUAUCCAAUCAGUUUAAAAACCAUGAGCAGCCCUAACAACAUAAAUGAUCAAUAAACAUUAAAAUUAUAAGAAUUAUUAAAUUUUUCAAAACAAUUUGAGAAAUAUAGAUGAAAAAGUCGAAUACCAUAUAUGAAUUUAGUAACGAAAAAUUGCACCUUAAUUAUUACGAUUUUCAUUUGCCAAAUUGAAAAGUAUUAAAACUACAUCAGAUUGAAUGGAAGCACCUUCCAAUUCACCAACUAAUAUUACGUAAAUUUAGAGAAAAAAAUGAAGUUUGUUUAAACAAAGCCUACUAAAUCCGACACACUGC
Molecule: messenger RNA, 8465 nt
Organism: Hermetia illucens (black soldier fly)
Lineage: Eukaryota; Metazoa; Arthropoda; Insecta; Diptera; Stratiomyidae
Gene: AdamTS-A
Product: A disintegrin and metalloproteinase with thrombospondin motifs 9
Exons: 29
Coding region: 759-5627 (1622 amino acids)
Biological process (GO): proteolysis; extracellular matrix organization
Cellular component (GO): extracellular matrix
Molecular function (GO): metalloendopeptidase activity; zinc ion binding
Source: RefSeq, a predicted model, not a curated record